CAAACCAUCGCAUUAUAUUCAACAAAAAUAAAAGCUAAAACUACACUCUCUAGUUACACUAUCAUUUUCUCUUCACUUUGUGGUGUCUCUUUUCAUAAAGGAUCUUGGUCGCUCUCUCAGAUUUGGCCAUUUUGAAGAGUAAUGGCAGGAGGAGGAGGAGGAGGAGGAGGAAAAUCAGAUGAGCCACAACCACAUCCACCCAAGGAUCAGUUACCAAAUAUCUCUUACUGCAUUACUAGUCCACCUCCAUGGCCUGAGGCCAUACUUCUUGGUUUUCAACAUUUUCUUGUGAUGCUUGGAACAACUGUGCUUAUUCCCACUGCUCUUGUCCCUCAAAUGGGAGGUGGCAAUGAGGAGAAGGCAAAAGUGAUCCAAACAUUACUAUUUGUAGCUGGUAUUAACACAUUGUUGCAAACACUGUUUGGAACUCGACUACCUGCAGUCAUAGGAGGAUCUUAUACCUUUGUUCCGACCACAAUCUCGAUUAUUCUUGCCGGUCGAUUCAGUGGUGAACCAGAUCCCAUAGAGAAAUUCAAGAGAAUAAUGCGGGCAAUCCAGGGUGCUCUUAUUGUUGCUUCAACACUUCAAAUAGUACUAGGCUUUAGUGGCCUCUGGCGUAACGUUGCGAGGUUCUUAAGUCCUCUUUCGGCUGUUCCUUUGGUAUCUCUGGUUGGUUUCGGCUUGUACGAGUUAGGAUUUCCUGGGGUUGCUAAAUGUGUUGAGAUUGGACUGCCAGAACUUGUAUUGCUAGUAUUUGUCUCACAGUAUGUGCCCCAUGUGUUAGGUUCCGGGAAGCAUAUCUUCGACCGUUUCGCAGUCAUUUUUACAGUUGUAAUUGUGUGGGUAUAUGCUCAUAUACUCACCGUCGGAGGGGCCUAUAACAAUGCCGCACCCAAAACACAGUUGUCCUGCCGCACCGACCGUGCUGGACUUAUUAAUGCAGCUCCUUGGAUAAGAGUUCCAUAUCCCUUCCAAUGGGGAGCACCUUCGUUUGAUGCAGGAGAAGCCUUUGCCAUGAUGAUGGCCGCUUUCGUUGCUCUUGUAGAGUCCAGUGGAGCUUUUAUUGCUGUAUAUAGGUAUGCCAGUGCAACUCCUUUACCUCCCUCUAUUCUCAGUAGGGGUAUCGGCUGGCAGGGAGUUGGCAUUCUGUUAUCGGGGUUGUUCGGAACUGUGAAUGGAUCCUCAGUAUCUGUAGAAAAUGCAGGCCUUUUGGCUUUGACCAAAGUUGGAAGCAGAAGAGUUGUGCAAAUAUCUGCCGGAUUUAUGAUUUUCUUUUCAAUACUUGGGAAAUUUGGAGCGGUUUUCGCAUCGAUCCCGCCUCCCAUUGUUGCUGCUCUUUACUGCUUGUUCUUUGCUUAUGUCGGUGCUGGGGGUAUAAGUUUCCUUCAGUUCUGCAAUCUCAACAGUUUUAGGACAAAGUUCAUACUAGGCUUCUCUGUGUUCCUUGGCUUGUCAGUGCCUCAGUACUUCAAUGAGUACACAGCAAUUAAUGGUUUUGGACCAGUCCACACUGGUGCCAGAUGGUUCAAUGAUAUAAUAAAUGUGCCAUUCCAAUCAAAGCCAUUUGUUGCGGGUGUUGUGGCAUAUUUCCUAGACAACACACUACACAAGAGAGACGGUGCUAUAAGAAAAGACAGAGGAAAACAUUGGUGGGACAAGUAUAGGUCUUUCAAGGGUGACUCAAGAAGUGAGGAGUUUUAUUCACUUCCUUUCAAUCUAAACAAGUACUUCCCAUCUGUUUAAUUUGUUUGAUUCAAGCUUAUUAUAACUUGCUCUCUCUCACAUUCACCAAAUGUAAAACAUUCUAUUUUUGUUGCUGGUGUUUUUAUGUAUAUUCUAGUCAAGAAAAUGGAUUCA
Arachis duranensis is the source of this 1857-nucleotide messenger RNA. Its product is annotated as nucleobase-ascorbate transporter 6. NCBI's taxonomy places the organism in Eukaryota, Viridiplantae, Streptophyta, Magnoliopsida, Fabales, Fabaceae. The record is from RefSeq and is a predicted model, not a curated record. Gene Ontology annotation, cellular component: membrane; plasmodesma. The transcript is spliced from 14 exons. Gene Ontology annotation, biological process: transmembrane transport. Gene Ontology annotation, molecular function: transmembrane transporter activity. Bases 142 to 1743 code for a protein of 533 amino acids.